This is a messenger RNA of Anopheles maculipalpis, 1605 nucleotides long. RefSeq names its product fatty acyl-CoA reductase wat-like. Gene Ontology annotation, biological process: long-chain fatty-acyl-CoA metabolic process. The coding region runs from base 46 to 1605 and encodes 519 amino acids. NCBI's taxonomy places the organism in Eukaryota, Metazoa, Arthropoda, Insecta, Diptera, Culicidae. The record is from RefSeq and is a predicted model, not a curated record. Gene Ontology annotation, cellular component: peroxisome. Gene Ontology annotation, molecular function: alcohol-forming very long-chain fatty acyl-CoA reductase (NADP+) activity. The transcript has 4 exons.
GUUGUCGUUUGUACGUCCAAUCGCUCUGUUGUGUCAUCGUGAACCAUGGUGAGCUUGGAAGAGUUUCGUGCGUAUCGUUCACCGUUGAAGGAUUUCUACGACGGGAAGUACGUGCUGCUAACCGGUGGUAGUGGCUUUCUAGGGAAGCUGUUGAUCGAGAAGCUUAUCAAAUGCAACGUUGCGGAAAUACUGUUGAUCCUUCGACGAAAGAAGGGACUCAGUCCGUCCGACCGACUGGAGCAGCUGCUCGGGAAGGAGGCUGUGUUCGUGAACUAUGCCAACGAUCCACAGCUGUACUUGUCCAAGAUUCGACUGAUUGAAGGUGACAUCAGUGAGGUUGGCGUUGGCAUCUCGAACGAUGAUAUGGAGUACAUUUACGAGCGUGCAAACAUUAUCAUCCAUGCUGCUGCCGAUGUCCGAUUUGAUGAAUCGCUUAGAGAAUCGAUCCAGACGAAUGUGCGUGGAACGCAGGAGAUGCUACGGAUUGCCGAAAGGUGUCGCAAGCUAGAGAUAUUCACCUACAUUUCAACGGCCUUUUCUCACUGUGUGUUGGGAGUUAUCGAGGAGAAGUUCUACGAACCUCCGCUCGAUCCGACCGUUCUAAUUAAGGUGUCGGAAAAACAGGACGACGUAGAUAACUUCGAGCUGCUCUGUAAGAAGAUUAUUGAGCCGUGGCCCAAUACGUAUGCCUUUACAAAGUCUCUCUCGGAGGAGAUUGUGCGACGAUACAAAAGCAAGCUUCCAGUAGCGAUCAUUCGACCCUCAAUCAUAACAACAACCAUGAAGGAUCCCAUUCCCGGCUGGACGGAUAAUUUGUACGGUUUCAAUGGAGUAGUAUGUGGAGCGGCAACCGGUGUCCUGCGGAUUUUUCACAUCCACAUGGACUACAAAGCGAGCAUUGUUCCGGCGGACACAGUCAUCAACUCGACGCUUGCCGUCACCUGGUACGCCGCCAACAAUCGAGCCGAGGACAAUGUGUUCAAUUGCACCACCGAUGAUAAUCCAGUAAGUUGGCGUGAAACGCAACACCAGCUGGAAGCAUGGAAAGAUCGUAUUCCGUUCGAUAAAUCGCUAUGGAUAACGACGUAUAACACGACCCGCUUCAAGCUGGUGGCGGACAUUUUGUCCAUCUUCUACCACGUGCUUCCGGCACUCUUCUUCGACGCGAUACUGAAACUUCGUGGUCAAAAACCUCAGGUACUAAAGCUUUACCGUAAGGUGCACCGGUUUUCGGCAGUGUUACGAUUCUUCACCAAUAACGAGUGGUGCUUCCGGACGGGGCGUAUGCGUCGCGUACUGGAUGCAAUGGCGUCUGAGGAUGAGCGAUUUUUCCCCUGUGAUGCAAAGGCGAUCCAGUGGAACGAUUUCUUAGACCAUCAGAUAAAGGGUUUGCGCCAGUACCUGAUGAGGGAUCCGUGGAGUACGUUGGAGAAGUCGUUAAAGCGUCAUCGGAUGCGAAUCUUCAUGCAUUGGUGCUUUAUCGGAGUGUUGUAUACAGGGAUUGUAUUCGUUGUCUUGAAGUUAUUGCACGCUUAUGGAUUUAUAGAUUUUCAAGGAAUAAACGAAAGCAACGCUGAAGAGUGUUUAGCGGAGGAGGUGGUGUGA